Molecule: messenger RNA, 2155 nt
Organism: Oryzias latipes (Japanese medaka)
Lineage: Eukaryota; Metazoa; Chordata; Actinopteri; Beloniformes; Adrianichthyidae
Gene: uxs1
Product: UDP-glucuronate decarboxylase 1
Biological process (GO): D-xylose metabolic process
Cellular component (GO): cytoplasm
Molecular function (GO): NAD+ binding; UDP-glucuronate decarboxylase activity
Source: RefSeq, a predicted model, not a curated record
GGUUCAAGUCCAACGUCACAUUCAAGUGAGCCAGACAGGCUGCACAAUCGAAGACAGAGCACUCGCUCCUGUGCUGAUUUGGGCAGAAGAACAAACUCCAGCAUGUUUUUAUGAUAUUUUAUCUAUUUUAAAUUGGGCGGACGGAUUACUUUUGGGCGUAUUGCAAACAUGAGAACAAAAUAGCCUCAGGAUUUUCUACAACAAGCGGCGGGGAAAGUCAGAAAAAGGAAGCUAGUAGUUCAGUAGCUUGCUAGCAGUCUGUGGCUAACGUGAAGCUAUAACAAACUACUCUUCAGGACAUGGAUUGCAGCUCACCAUGCUCCGCCUGACUUGAGUAGUCUCCCUGAUCGGCUGUUGGGACCGGAUAAUGAAGCGAGUCAUCUGGAUGAUUUCUGGUUUAAACAGAAGGAUGAUGAAGCUGCUCGUUGCCCUCGCUUUGAUCGCCUACAUUGCCUCUGUUUGGGGAACAUAUACAAAUAUGAGAUCAAUACAGGAACAAGGAGACUUAAAGAUCGAGCAGAUCGUCGAGGAGGCUGUGGCCCCUCUGAAAGAAAAGAUUCAUGACCUGGAGCAAAGUGUCUCGCAGAAAUACCCACCCGUGAAGUUUCUGUCUGAGAAAGAUCGAAAAAGGAUUUUGAUCACCGGAGGAGCCGGUUUUGUUGGCUCCCAUUUGACUGACAAACUGAUGAUGGACGGCCAUGAGGUGACUGUGGUGGACAACUUCUUCACCGGGAGAAAACGAAACGUGGAGCACUGGAUUGGCCAUGAAAACUUUGAGCUGAUCAAUCAUGAUGUUGUUGAGCCGCUUUACAUUGAAGUUGACCAGAUUUAUCACCUGGCAUCUCCAGCCUCUCCUCCAAAUUACAUGUACAAUCCCAUCAAAACGCUGAAGACCAACACAAUUGGAACUCUUAACAUGCUCGGCCUAGCCAAACGUGUCGGUGCAAGACUUCUGCUGGCUUCCACUUCUGAGAUCUAUGGAGAUCCGGAGGUGCACCCCCAGAGUGAAGACUACUGGGGGCACGUGAACCCGAUCGGCCCCCGUGCCUGCUAUGACGAGGGAAAACGUGUCGCCGAGACGAUGUGUUAUGCCUAUAUGAAACAGGAAGGAGUGGAGGUGAGAGUGGCACGGAUCUUCAACACCUUUGGCUCCAGAAUGCACAUGAACGAUGGGCGAGUGGUCAGUAAUUUCAUCCUUCAGGCUCUGCAAGGAGAACCCCUCACUGUGUAUGGAACUGGUUCUCAAACACGAGCCUUCCAGUAUGUGAGUGACCUGGUGAACGGCCUGGUGUUGUUGAUGAACAGUAACAUCAGCAGUCCUGUCAACCUGGGGAACCCGGAGGAGCAUACCAUUCUGGAGUUUGCACGUCUCAUUAAAAGUCUGGUCGUGAGCCACAGCCAAAUCCAGUUCCUCGCAGAAGCCCAGGACGACCCACAGAGGAGAAGGCCGGACAUCCGAAAAGCCAAAAUGUUGCUGGGCUGGGAGCCAGUGGUUCCCCUGGAGGAAGGCUUGAACAAAACCAUCCAGUACUUCAGUCGAGAGCUGGAGCACCAGGCCAACAAUCAGUACAUCCCCAAACCCAAAGCCGCCCGCAUGAAGAAAGGAAGACCCAGACACAACUGAAGCCGCGCCUUCAUCUGAACCUCUCUUAAAACUUGAAGGGCAUCUCUUUCGUGCCCCCUAAUGAGUCGUUGCCCCCUCAGGAACUGUCUUUUCGAGAAAAAGUGGCGGAGUCCUGAAAGCUUCUGCUGCCUUGCGUUGGAGCUGCGGGCGCUCAUGGGGUGAAUUUUUGCUCAUACCGGCGCCGCGUCGAAGCCUUAAUGACAAGAGGCUACGACUUUGAGCGUUUCCAAUCCAGCCUACGUUUUUGUGAUUUUUUGUGCUUUUAUUAUUUAAUACCCAUUCAGUCUGCUGAUUGUGACUGUGCAGCCGGGAUUCAGGUUUAUCUUCCCUGUUUGUUCUUUCUGUGGAAAGUCCGGAUGAUUUUUUUUUUAUUUUGAACUGGAUUUUUGUGAACGCUGCACUUCAGGACCGGACAGUUCCUCCACAGACUGUUACGACACCACCGCGUGUUUCUCAAGCCAUCGUUGUGUUUGUGAAGUUUCAUCAGAGAUUUUGAUGUGAAAAGCCUAUUUUAAUAAAAUAUUUCCAGUA